AUGCUUUUUGGACUUGGCGAUAAUAACUAUGACUAUGCUCCUCCACAUCAGGUUGACGAGAACGAUCUACUUGAUGAGCAGAUAGCAUCAUUAAAAGCAGAAAUCAAAGCAAUCGAGAAAGAAAUUCAAACAAAAGAAGCAGCCGCAUUAUUACAAGAAGAUGUCUCUAAAGAAAAGAAGCAAAGAGAACUUGCCGAUUUAGAAAAACAAGUUGCCAAUCUUACAAAGGCAGUUGAACAUGAAAAUUCAAGAGUUAAUCAUUAUCAAUCAGAAAUUAUACGCAGAGAAACAAAACAACCACCACCUCCUCAACCAGAUACAAAUGAUGAAACAGUCUCUCAGUUAAUGCAGCAAAGUGAGCAACUAACAGAAGAAUUAAAACAAAUUCAAUCAGAUUUAAUUGCAGAAGUUGGUGAAGAUUACGACGUUGAUGAGAUUAUCAAGACAGGUGGAUCAUCAAAGAAACGUGCAGAUGAAUUGCAAAGCUUACAAGCUCUUGUUUCAAAGAAUCAAAGUACAUAUGUCGAUGCCCGACGAUUAGACGAAAUCAACGAAGCAGGAAAGAAAAUCCGCAGUGGUGUUGAUACGCUUGUUUCGCAGAAACAGCAACUUACGAAAGAUAUUUCUUCUUUGAAAGAAAAAGUAAGCAAAUACCAGAAGAAAGCGAACGCAUUAGAAGAACAGAACAGAGCACUUAAGACAAUGGACGUUUUAUUAACAGAAAAGAUCCAAAACGACCAAGAAUUACUUUCACAUUUAGAAGAAAUCGACAACCAACGCGUUCAUGAACUUCCUGAACCAGAAGUUACUCCUGUUUCCUAUGAUUUCAUCUCACAACUUCAUACUCAGCUUCAGAUUGUUCGUGGUUUAUGUUGGAAGCUUUGUCUUGCGCAGAAAGAAGUUUCUAAUUACCAAGUACCAGAACAAUUCUCAUUUUUGGCCGACCAACUUUCUCAAAUUAACAAAAGAUGCAUUCAGCUUGAGAACGCAUUCAUUGCUAGAGAAGAUGAGGCCACUGAACAGAUAGUUAAGUAUCUUGAACAAUUAGAAGAAGAAUAA
Trichomonas vaginalis G3 is the source of this 1059-nucleotide messenger RNA. RefSeq lists its product as uncharacterized. Lineage: Eukaryota; Parabasalia; Trichomonadida; Trichomonadidae. The record is from RefSeq and is a predicted model, not a curated record. Bases 1 to 1059 code for a protein of 352 amino acids. The transcript has a single exon.